Messenger RNA from Euleptes europaea (tarantolino), 573 nucleotides. RefSeq names its product calmodulin like 6 (gene CALML6). The record is from RefSeq and is a predicted model, not a curated record. Bases 85 to 555 code for a protein of 156 amino acids. The transcript is spliced from 5 exons. Gene Ontology annotation, molecular function: calcium ion binding. Lineage: Eukaryota; Metazoa; Chordata; Lepidosauria; Squamata; Sphaerodactylidae. Gene Ontology annotation, cellular component: myosin II complex.
CUCUUCACACACUCUCCGUGCGCUCAGCCCCAUUACCAGCAGCUCAAGACCCUCUUCUCAGAGAGGCCGGAGCACAAGGAGAAAAUGACGGAGGUACUGACGCCGGAGCAGAUCACGGAGUACAAGGGCAUCUUCGAGAUGUUCGACGAAGAAGGGAACGGCUUAGUGAAAACAGAAGAUCUAGAGAGAUUAAUGAGCUUGAUUGGAAUCAACCCUACCAAGAGAGAGCUGGCGACGAUGGCCAAGGAGGUAGACAAAGACGGUAAAGGUACUCUUAACUGUGAUGCGUUCCUGGUCCUGAUGGGUAUUUACCACGAAAAGUCCAAAAACCAGGACGAAGAGCUCAGAGCAGCCUUCAAGGUCUUUGACAAGGAGCACAAAGGCUACAUUGAGUGGGACACGCUCAAGUACGUGUUGAUGAACGCUGGCGAGCCGCUCAACGAACAGGAAGCUGAACUGAUGAUGAAGGAAGCUGACAAGGACGGAGACGGAACCAUUGACUACGAAGAGUUUGUGGCGAUGAUGACCGGCGAAUCCUUUAAACUGACACAAUAAAGCCUAUUGGAAGAGAAA